UUCGUCACGUUCGGAUGUGCUUAUCCACGGUGUUCACAUUGUUUCGACCACCACUCUGAACGCUUGAAUGACGAGCGAUGGCAAAUCAGUUGUAACGACAAUUUCGUUGGUGGAACGCUAAAUUCCAGCCCAGUAGUUCAGGCGUAGCAACCAAUUGGCAGUGUUGGCAGGCAGAACUGGAGGGGGAACGUGAAGUUUCAGUUUUCGUUACGGAAACCCGCUUUCGUCGGAGCAGCCCUAGAUUGGCGGUGGUUUGGUGGUAAGCAGAUUGCGUACGAGUGAAUCUAUGUGAUAGAAUUUGUGGGUGAUUUAGAAAGUGUCCUGAUAAUUUGAAAGGGUGCCCUAUUUCGCGCGUGACAAUUGUAGUCAAUCGUGACCUAUCUACCCUUUUACGAACAGUUGACUAGCAGUACAAGGUGCACCGCUAUACGUUCUUAACGCUCUAAUAGGGUUGAGUAAGAAAUUAACGCAGGAGAAAUACCAUCAUCGAUAAAGCACGAAAGGCAGCACCAAAGACCAGGUACAGAUUAUCAUGUCGGAUACCGAAGAAGACUCAACCUGCUCAGACAGCUGGCCCAUCACGGAGGACUGGUUGAUGGAGGUUCUCAAGAAGCAUCACGAGGUGCGGUCGGGCAUAAAAAUUACCGACUUUAAAGUGAAGCAGGGCUGCCAGGAUGGAGUGAACAAUCUAAGCGACAUUCUAUCCGUAUCCGUGGUGUAUGAUUUCGAGCGAGAAGAAGUCGGUGGUGGUGUACAACAAUCCUUAGACAUUGUGAUAAAACUGCUGCCGCAGGAUCCAUUCAGCCGGUACUUUGUAACGGAAGCACAGUUUGAUCUAAGGGAAAUCAAAUUUUAUACAAGCAUCCUUCCAGAUCUUAUGGCAUUUCAAGAGCAGUACAUCCCGAAAGAAGUCGGCGAUAUGGUGAUAUCAGUGCCAACCUGUUUCUACACGCAAUACGCACCGAUCGGUAACAAUACCACAACUUCGCUUAGCAGUCCCGAUUCGACGGAGAGCAUACUAGUCCUAGAGGACAUGCGAUCGCUGGGCUACAAAGGAGCCAACUUCACAACGGGGCUCUCCCUCGGUCAAACAGAAGCAGCCAUUCGCGCCAUCGUAACAAUACACGCCCUCUCUCUGGGGCUCAAGAUCAAAAAGAAGGUGGAUCUCAACGAAAAGUAUCCGUUUCUUUUCCAAACAACACGUGCAACUGAGAGCUAUCAGCAGCUAGUCGAACAAGGAAUGCCUCAACUCACGAAAUUCCUUGAGCAGAAGCAUGGUUUCGAGAAUGAACUGAAAGCGCUGAGCAAGAUUCGUCCGAAGACGAAGCUUUUGAUAGAAACACUGCUGCAGCCAAUCGAACCGAUGGGGCUGAUCACACACACGGAUUUCUGGUGCAACAAUCUGUUGUUCCGCAGCGAGCCGGACGACGAGCGCACCGACAGCUGCACUAUUCUCGACUGGCAAAUGGUAACCUACAGCCGUCCAACGAACGAUCUUGCCUUGUUGCUGAUAUCGUCCAUUCCGUCCAACACUCGGCGCCAGCACACGUCCCGGCUCCUCGACCUCUAUUAUGGGGCUCUCAAGUCCUAUUGCCUUAAGAUGGACGUCGACAUCGAGGCGGAUCUUGACUACAGUCGUAACAAGAUGGAGUGCGAGUACCGGCAAUCGCUAUUGCUCGCGUUACUGUUAUGCAUCGGGUCAGUAGAUAUUGCCAUUGGUAAUCCGACCGCCGAACAGCGGCUUCUAGAUGUUUUACGGGACUUUUACGAGGAGGGCAUAUUGAGUCUGGAGGGUUAUAUUUAAGAAGAAUGCGAUGGCUGCUUCUCGUUACACAAUUCUUCAAACAUCCAAAGAGAGUUCACCAAACAGGACAUACACGUUAAUGAUUUAGGAAAAUCGCGUGCACACACACACACACACACACACACACACAACCAUCGUCAAAAGACAGCCCACACACACAAACACUAACCCAGAGUUUAUGAUUCCUGCCGCUCGAAGAGUGAACGAUUAAAUUCUAGAGAUUGGAGUUGCAAACGAUUGACUAACGAAACAAAACAAAUUGUUUUAAAUUAUUGCCUCUCUAGUAUUUCUGAUUUGGAUAGUGCUUCUGCAUUACAACAACAGAACAGCAUGUCGAAAGUCGACCAAUGCAUCCCGAGACAUCAUACAGCUAUUUCAAUUUUACUGCAGGGUUGGUGAAUCGCUCUAUGCUUAACCGCAUAUUGAAAACACCGAAAACAAGCUUUUAACAAGGAUCAUGCGAUAAGGCAAUUAAUAUGUUUAAAUAAAGUGUUGAUUACAAAA
Anopheles stephensi (Asian malaria mosquito) is the source of this 2308-nucleotide messenger RNA. RefSeq lists its product as uncharacterized. The transcript has 4 exons. The record is from RefSeq and is a predicted model, not a curated record. NCBI's taxonomy places the organism in Eukaryota, Metazoa, Arthropoda, Insecta, Diptera, Culicidae. The coding region runs from base 533 to 1804 and encodes 423 amino acids.